Messenger RNA from Symbiodinium necroappetens, 939 nucleotides. The record is from the annotation of a GenBank genome assembly. Lineage: Eukaryota; Dinophyceae; Suessiales; Symbiodiniaceae.
AUGUCCGGCAACACGGCUCAGCAGCAGCAGCACCACCACCACCACGACUGGCACCAUCACUGGCAGCCGGCCACGGUGGAUGCUGAGUUCUGCUCCGGCGUGAUGGAGGUGAAGAUGUGCCAUGCCAGGUGUGGCCACGAUGGCCCUUGCCACAAAGCAUGUCCCAUGCCGAAAGAUGUUGAUCUUCAGGCUAAGCUGGUAGAGAAGAUGGAGUGCCAUGACAAGUGCGGGGACGACCGUGAGUGCCACCGAGCGUGCGGCUGCCCUUUCCAGCAGCUGCGCGAGAAGUGCCCGAUGCUGAACAUGGAGGAGAAGCAGCAGCACCACCACCACCACCACGGCGGGCACCAUCACUGGCCGCCGGCCACGGUGGAUGCUGAGUUCUGCUCCGAGGUGAUGGACGUGAAGAUGUGCCAUUCCAGGUGCGGCCACGAUGGCGCUUGCCACAAGGCAUGUCCCAUGCCGAAAAAUGCUGAUCUUCAGGCUAAGCUGGUGGAGACGAUAGAGUGCCAUGACAAGUGCGGGUACGACCGUGAGUGUCACCGCGUGUGCAGCGGCCCUUUCCAGCAGCUGCCCGCGUUGUGCCCGAUGCUGAACAUGGAGGAGCACUUCCACCAUCACGGUGGGCACCACCACAGGCAUGCUGCCACAAAGGCUGAGUUCUGCGCUGACGUCAUGCAGGUGAAAACGUGCCACGACAAUUGUGGCCUGGAUCGUCAUUGCCACAAGGCCUGUCCCCUGCCUGAGGAUGCGAAACUUCAGACUGAGCUGCUGGAAUCAAUGGAGUGCCAUGAGAACUGCCAGUAUAAUGCCGAAUGCCACCGUAAUUGCGGUUGCCCCUUCGAGCAGAUGCGCGACAAGUGCCCGAUGCUCUUUGCGCCAUUUACCGGCCCUCUUCCCGGGCAGAAUCCCGACAUGCUGAUGACUGUUCACGUUUAA